Molecule: messenger RNA, 1769 nt
Organism: Dermacentor andersoni
Lineage: Eukaryota; Metazoa; Arthropoda; Arachnida; Ixodida; Ixodidae
Source: RefSeq, a predicted model, not a curated record
CCGCCGGGCCCGUGCGCCGCCGACGCCAGGAGUGACCCUGUCUGGCGUCACGAAAGCGCAAAAAGCAUCCUGUUGAAGGCGAGGAAAGAAAGGAUGUACUGGCCUCAACCGCCGCGUGUAUUUAGAGCCCGAGGAGACUUCCCCUACAAUGACUUUCGUGAAGCGAUGUUUCAAGCCCAAGCCUACCGGAACAGCAAGGUUGGAUGGUUCCUUCGCACGCCUGAUUGGACAACGAUCCGGCUGCCGCCGUUCGAGAAGAACCUGUACGAGGAGCAUCCGGCCACGACAAGCCGGUCGAUGGCCAAAGUGGACGCCUACAGAAAAGUCAACGGUAUAUCGGUGAGAGGCAACAACGUGCCGAAGCCCAUCCUUGCUCUGGAAGAGUCCAACUUCCCGGACUUCAUCGUCAAGAGCAUCGAGACUUCCCGCGACCACACUCUGCCCACGCACAUCGAGGCACACUGCUGGCCCAUCGCACUCACGUGCAGGAACUUUCUGGGCAUCACGGAGACGGGAUCACACAAGUCGCUCGCCUACCUCGUGCCGGCAGUCAUCCACGUCAGUCGGCAGCCGCCCCUGCAACAGGGAGACGGACCCAUCGCCGUCGUGUUGGCUCCGACACGAGAGCUGGCCAAGCAGAUUCACAACGCAGCCUUAGAAUUGGGUGAGCACGCUACAUUGCGAAGCGUGUUCGCUUCGAGCGGGGAGCCCAAGGAAGGCCAGUGCGACGAGCUGAAAAAGGGCUGCCACAUCUGCGUGACCACGCCUCGACGCCUCAUCCACUUCCUCGAGGAAGGCAAUGUGAAUCUGCACCGCUGCACCUAUCUCGUGCUGGACGAGGUAGACCGCAUGCUGGCAAUGGGUUUCAAGCCCCAUGUCCUCAAGGUGUCCGAGCUCUGCCGGCCGGACCACCAGACGAUAAUGUGGAUCACAUCCUGGCAAAACGAGCUCAGGCCCUUUGUCGAGGACCUGCUCUACGACUACAUCGAAAUCGAGUUCGGAAUGCCACAGCUGCCCGCUGAAAAUGGCAUCGAAAUGACCGUCGACGUGUGCCAAGAGGCACAGAAGGAGGCGAAGCUAGCCCAGCUCUUGGACGACGUGCUCAAGGAGAAGUCAAAGAAAGCCGUUGUGUUCACCCACACGAAGAUGAAGGCAGACGAGCUUGCGUGGAAACUCCGACUCCGCGGCUGGUCUGCCAUCGGCCUUCACGGAAAGAAGACGAAAGAGGAGCGCGACUGGAUCGUUUCGAUGUUCCGGUCUGGUACGUCAAGCGUGCUCGUGACGACGGACAAGGUCGCGCAGGACUUGCUCCUCGAGAACGUGCGUCUGGUGGUGAACUACGACUGCCCGGACUGCUCGGAACUCUACGCGCGCAGGUCGAGCCACGUUGUGCGUUCAGGUGAACCAGGCGUGGUUCACACGUUCAUCAUUCCGACCCAGCAGCAGUAUGCCGCAAUACUGAUUGCAAUCCUGGAGGAGGCCAAGCAGCCCGUUAAGCCAAAGCUGUACACUAUGGCAAAGAAAGCUCGUUCAAAAAAAUGACGCCUUUGGCACCGGCGGUCGGCAAGAUGCUCGGGGUGAUGGCGGCCCAAGGAACGAACUCGCUGUCCUGAAGAAGCCUCUUAAAAUUCCCGCCUCUGCAGAACUGACGGAAGAAGCAGACGGCUAUUCAUUUAACUUUAUGCCAAUUAAAACCCAUAUUUAUUCUGUUUGUAAUCUGGUAUUAAUGAAUGAUUGGGCAAGAAAUGAAAUAAAAUUUGAAUUCACUA